Molecule: messenger RNA, 405 nt
Organism: Batrachochytrium dendrobatidis JAM81
Lineage: Eukaryota; Fungi; Chytridiomycota; Chytridiomycetes; Rhizophydiales
Exons: 1
Coding region: 1-405 (134 amino acids)
Source: RefSeq, a predicted model, not a curated record
AUGGAGGAGGAAACUCACUUGGCCGUGAGGCGAUUCCUUGCUACCCAUCUUGGUCCUUCAAUCGAGGUAAUGCCAACGGACAUUAUGGCUGCAGACGGAAAAACCAUUGUCCAGGAGUGGAAUGCUGUCUUUAAAGAUGGCAAUGUCCUGUACUUAUGCGAGGCCAAGCAUAAUAUGACCGAUAAACAAGUGAACAAGCUCCCUGCAAGAAUUCGCAAGUUCAAGGAGUUUCAAGCCAAUGCCCAGCCAGAAUUUCGAAAUGUCACAAAGUAUGUUGGGGUGUUGUGUGGUACGUUGUUUCCAGAGGAUAUUAGAAAGAUCGCACACCUUGGAUUCAUUUGCGUUUAUCCAUCAGGAUAUUGUUACGAUGUCAAAAAGCCGGAGGAUUUCAUCAUUGAACGUUAA